Messenger RNA from Stylophora pistillata, 2238 nucleotides. Its product is annotated as tetratricopeptide repeat protein 28-like. The record is from RefSeq and is a predicted model, not a curated record. NCBI's taxonomy places the organism in Eukaryota, Metazoa, Cnidaria, Anthozoa, Scleractinia, Pocilloporidae.
AUGACAAGGCUAAAGAAUAUUGCGAAAAAGGGCUUGUCAUUAAUUAGAACAGAAAUUGGCGACAGGAAAGGAGGGGCGGUCGAAUACGAAAACCUAUGUACUGUGUUUCAAGGGCUCAGAAAAUACCACAAGGCUAAAGAGUAUCUCGAGAAAAAGCUUGUCAUCUGUACUGAAAUUGAAGAAAGAGAAGGAGAGGCAGCCGCCUACGGAAACCUAGGUUGUGUGUUAAAGUCGCUCGGGAAAUACGACAAGGCUAAAGAAGAAGGAGAGGCAGCCGACUUCGGAGACCUAGGUAAUGUUUUUCAGUCGCUCGGGAAAUAUGACAAGGCUAUCGAGUAUUACGAAAAAGCGCUGGUAAUCAAUAAUGAAACUGGCGAAAGAGAAGGAGAGGCUAGCGACUACACAAACCUGGGUGCUGUCUUUCAGUCGCUCGGGCAGUACGACAAGGCUAAAGAGUCUCUCGAAAAAGCGCUUGUCAUCAAAACUGAAACUGGCGACAGAAGAGGAGAAGCUUCAAGUUACGGAAACCUAGGUAUUGUGUUUCACUCGCCCGGGAAACACGACAAGGCUAUCAAGUGUCACGAAAAAGCGCUUGUCAUUAAUACUGAAAUUGGCGACAGAAGAGGGAAAGCUUCAAGUUACGGAAGCCUAGGAAUUGUGUUUCAGUCGCUCGGGAAAUACCACAAGGCUAAAGAGUAUCUCAAAAAAGAGCUCGUUAUUAGAACUGAAAUUGGUGAUAGGAGAGGGGAAGCAGCAAAUCUUGGAUACCUAGGAGUUACGUCUCUAAUUCUCGGAGAUUAUGAAGCUUCUGAAGUACUCUUAGAGAGAGCAUUAUCCAUAUCCAGAGAUAUUGGAGAUAAAAGGAUAGAGUUCGAGAUCCUUCAAGAUUACGUCGUUUUGUUUUUGUAUCAAAUCAAAAUCAAAGACUCCCUUUCGUGUCUUCACCUGUGCAUUGAAAAGUAUGAGGAGUUGAGGAAUUUCUUGGGCGUCAAUGAUCAGUUGAAAACAUCAUUUCUGGAAAGCUCAGGAAUUUUUCCCUACAAGGUGCUAAGCAUUCUGCUUUGUGUCAGCGGAAAUGUUCGUAAUGCUCUUUAUGUUGAGGAGUUAAGUCGAGCGAGAGGCUUAUCGAACUUGAUGGCAGAGAAGUACUCGGUUGAAACGCACAUCUCUGCUAACACACAAUCUUGGUUUGGCAUUGAAAAAAUUUUGAGAAAGGAAAAGAACUGUACUUGUCUUUACAUUUCAAAUCAUGAAAUUGAAGUGCAUUUGUGGAUCUUGAAAACAGAUGGAGCCAUUCACUUUAAACGAAUAUCCCUAGAAGAGAGUCUCGUUCAGGCUGGGUUUCCCAAAGAUUUGCUUUUGAGUACAUUUUUGGCUGAUAACCUCCAGAGUCUGGGUAUUUUGCCCAUUGGAGAUUGUGAAGAUCGGUCUUUAAAUAUGAUUGAAUCGCAACCUCUUAUCCCCAAGCAAAAGAGCUCAGGAAGGGUUCGACUUGUGGAGGAGGAAAAGGAUAUCAUUUCAAGUCUGUCGUUGUGUUACAAAAUCUUUAUUGCCCCAGUUUAUGAUUUACUCGAAGAGCCAGAAGUCAUUAGUGUUCCUGACCGCAUCUUGUACAAAGUCCCCUUUGCUGCCCUGAGUGAAAACCAGGGAGCCGAGUACCUCUCUGAGACUCGUAGGAUCCGUGUCAUUCCUUCUUUGACGACACUCAAGAUCAUUCAAGACAGUCCAGAGGACUAUCACAUCAACAUUGGUGCUUUGAUAAUAGGCAACCCCAAGGUUGAUUGGCUGCCGCCAUUGCCAGGUGCUAAAAAGGAAGCGGAGAUGGUCGGACGACUGGUUGGCGUUCCGCCCCUGGUAGAAGAGAAAGCAACGAAGCAGGCGGUACUUGAUAGGAUAAGUUCAGUGAGCUUGAUACAUUUUGCUGGCCAUGGUAACGCCGAAAGAGGAGAAAUUGCUCUCGCCCCCACUCCUACUCCCAACAGUCCAAACACUAUCCGACCAAAGGAAGCUUAUAUGUUGACGAUGGCUGAUGUCUCACGCGUGAAAGUCAGAGCUAAACUGGUGGUACUUAGUUGCUGUCACAGUGGAAGUGGACAGGUAACAGCCGAGGGAGUUAUAGGAAUUGCCCGUUCGUUCUUAGGAUCUGGUGCUCGCUCGGUGUUGAUAGCACUUUGGGCCAUUCCAGACUCAGCAACGCAGCGGCUGAUGAGUCGGUUCUACGAACACCUUGUUGAUUGA